Messenger RNA from Daldinia loculata, 832 nucleotides. RefSeq names its product ARF/SAR superfamily. The record is from RefSeq and is a predicted model, not a curated record. Gene Ontology annotation, biological process: protein folding. The coding region runs from base 113 to 658 and encodes 181 amino acids. Gene Ontology annotation, molecular function: GTP binding; GTPase activity. NCBI's taxonomy places the organism in Eukaryota, Fungi, Ascomycota, Sordariomycetes, Xylariales, Hypoxylaceae. The transcript has 5 exons. Gene Ontology annotation, cellular component: microtubule cytoskeleton; cytoplasm.
AUGUAGCCUAAGGCCAACACCAUCUUUAAGAUAGGUAUUCAAUCAAGGCAAAUUUGGGUUUUAUACUUACGCGACCUUCGUCAUACCAUCUGAACAGGCCUAGUUAGUAGAUAUGUUGUCUAUUCUUCGAAAGGCGCGGUUGAAGGAUAAGGAGAUGAGGAUCCUAAUGCUCGGCCUAGAUAAUGCAGGCAAGACUACGAUCGUUAAGAGGGUAAUGAAUGAGGAUGUCAAUACAGUCAGCCCUACGUUGGGCUUCAUUAUCAAGACGAUCGAGUAUGAGGGAUAUAAAUUGAACAUAUGGGAUGUCGGUGGUCAGAAAACGCUGAGAUCAUACUGGCGCAACUACUUCGAGAAGACGGACGCCCUCAUAUGGGUCGUCGAUGCGACAGACCGGCUAAGAAUUGACGACUGUCGAGAAGAGCUUCAUGGGCUACUACAAGAAGAGCGUCUCUCAGGAGCUAGCUUAUUAGUCUUCGCUAAUAAGACCGACGUUCAAGGUUGUAUGGACGAGACCGAAAUACUAGAAGGACUUCAGCUCGAAGCGAUCCGGACACAUCGGUGGCAUAUCCUACGAUGCAGCGCUAUGACGGGGGAGAAUCUAAAGGAGGGAUUGUUAUGGGUGGUUGAGGAUGCGAAAGCAAGAUUAUUCUUGUAUUGACGGACAUAUAUUUAUUAUUCGACGUACUUCGUACUUCGUAGAUGUAAAUAGAAACACAUGACAUUAUGUCGAUGCAUACAACAUAAGAAUUAUACGAAACGCGACGUGACAGACUAGGUAAGUGAAAGCCUCAUGUCAUAUUUAUCAAUCUGCCUAUUACAGUACGAAUAGUAC